GGGAGGAGCUAAACGCUGACUGCAUCCAGCAGCGGCAGGACGAGGCGGACAUGGACAAUCCCGUGCCCGGGACUCCAGGAAGCGCACUAACAAUAGCCUGGUGCCCUGAGCGCUCCGUGCAGCCUCCCAAUGCCAGCGUUUAGCCACCGGCCGCCAUUCUACCUUCCCCUCGGCACUGCACACGCCAAGCAUCCCCUUCAUUUGUGACUAGCGCUCCCCGUGCCCAGUCGGCGCUCCAAGCCAUGUCUGGCAAACACCAGCAUUUCAAGGGACCCGAAGUCAGCUGCUGCGUCAAGUAUUUCUUGUUCGGCUUUAACAUAGUGUUCUGGUUGUUGGGAGCCUCUUUCCUGGCCAUUGGCUUAUGGGCAUGGGCAGAGAAGGGUGUGCUUUCCAACAUCUCAUCCAUCACAGACCUGGGUGGCUUUGACCCUGUCUGGCUCUUCAUGGUCACCGGGGCUGUGAUGUUUGUGCUGGGGUUCGCUGGCUGCAUUGGAGCACUACGGGAGAACACCACUCUUCUAAAAUUUUUCUCUGUCUUCCUUGGGCUGAUCUUUUUCCUUGAGCUGACAGCAGGAAUCCUGGCCUUCGUAUUUAAAGACUGGAUCAAAGAUCAACUCAAUUUCUUUAUUAAUAACAAUGUCAAGGCAUAUCGAGAUGAUAUAGACUUGCAGAACCUCAUUGAUUUUGCUCAGGAAUAUUGGUCCUGCUGUGGUGCUCAUGGACCCAAUGACUGGAACCUCAACAUUUACUUCAAUUGCACAGAUUCUAAUCCGAGCCGAGAGCGCUGUGGAGUGCCGUUCUCGUGUUGUGUGAAGGACCCUGCAGAGGAUGUUCAGAACACACAAUGUGGAUAUGACGUGAGGCUAAAGCUGGAGCUGGAGCAACAGAGUUACAUAUACACAAAGGGAUGUGUGGGCCAGUUUGAGAAGUGGCUACAAGACAACUUAAUAGUAGUUGCCGGAGUGUUUGUUGCAGUUGCUUUGCUGCAGAUAUUUGGAAUCUGCCUGGCUCAGAAUUUAGUUAGUGAUAUUAAAGCUGUGAAGGCGAACUGGUGACAUACUGCCCUGUGUUCUCCUCAGCCCGGCCACUCCGGACACUGGAGCCUGCCUUAUGGGACUGCACUGUAACAUCACAGAGACUUGGCACUGGACUUUUAUCGGACUGCCCCUUUCUCUCAAUAGUGUUUUGUGGCAAGUUGGUGGGAUGAAGGUGGUCCAACCCCUUAUUAUUUUCCCUUCUGCUGUAUUCUAGUUGGGGGGAUGAUGCCAUAUUCUGUGUCAUAAAUUCCUACUUCCGGCCUGGGCUUCCUUCCCUCCCUGGGCAUGGAGGGGCUGGCAUUGGAAGCCAUGGUGUAAAUAAGUGCAUGUACAAGAAAAGGGCAGCGUGACAGUGAUUUAUAUUUAUAAAUAUAGUAUAUAUAUAUCUAUAUCUAUAUAACAAAAUGAAAAGACUCAACACACCAACUUCUGAUGAAGGCCUCAAUGUGGUCUAACUAAAGGGACCUUUUCUGGCACAUGAUUGUGGUGUGUGGUGCCAGCACCCCUUUCCCUGUAUUGUCAGACACUGGAGCCGUUGCAGCUGCCCAUGCAACCUUUACUAGAAGGUAUUUUUGCUUUUGUUUUUGUCAUUUCUUAAAGGCGGGGUAUUUUCUGUGUUUCAUAUGAGAGUAUUGGACAUGCCAGCUGUUUCAGAAGCACAUUGAAAGAAGUUCCGUGGAAGAGGUCUACAGUAGAUUGGCCAGUUGCGGCAGAGCGUGCGUGGCUAUCGCUGCAGACUGACGGGAGAGUAUUUGUUGCCACUCUUGUUACAGCUUAAGGCGACCCAUUUCUUUUUACAGCCUCAUCCCCAAUACAGAGAAAAUCCUUAUUGUACAUGACAUUUGAAUGUGCAUUUUCACUGAUCGAUAUGCCCACACGACAGCCAUGAACACUACGGCUAUCCUGCCCAGUUUAUAUGCCAUGGUGUGCUAAUGUAUGGAUUGUUUACUGAAGUCUUAAUGGAUCAGUUUUCAUUAAAAUGCCCACAGCCUGCUGCAUUCUCGAAACUGGACGACCGCAUUCAAGACCAGGACUGCUAGGUUGUGUCCCGCAUCCUCCUUUGCUGGCCUUCCGUUUUAUAUCUUGCCCAUGCCAUCCUUAAUAACCUGCUAAUGUCUUAUUUUUAGUCUAUGUGUUUUGUAACAAGGCUUUAUAUUUCUUUUAUACGUCUGUCUGGGCAUAAAGCACAUGCGUCCAUUGAACUCCCUGAGAUGGUAAAUCUACUGCACAGCUAUGUGGUUCCUUCCUGUAGGCUACAUGGUAAAAACAUCAUUCCAAAUAGCAAACCUUAAAAUGCUAGUGUUUAUUUGAACUGGAAAUGGUCCGACGAAGACUGGAGACCAGAAUCCCCAUUUUAUUUCCACGUUUUAUCUUUUUUCGGGGACAUUUACUUUGAAGAGGGAAAUGUUUUUAGAGUUCUAGUUAGGUUCCUUGAAUGUGAUGGCGCACACAUUCCCCGGGGUAAUUAUCAUUAGAUUAUGGGUACUAUAUAUGAUGCGACAAACCAGUAGAAAGCCAUCACUCUAAAGUAUACCAUAAAUCUGAACUGUGGAUAUUCUACAUUCCUAACCUGUGGUUUUCCUGAUAUCUAUGCACUGCAGCUUUAAUACUGCAUAGCUUGUAAUGAAACAGAUGGAAAGUGCCAUGUCACCUACCUCUCCUACACAGCUCAUCUACUGACGAGUAUGGACACCGUCGAGUUAAUGGUGCCAUAUGGAUUAAAUUCACACAUUAACAUAAGUUCCUUGGGGCGGGAUGUAACUUAGAAAAUCUGUAUGGGUUUUCUACCAGUAAAUAUGCAGUCACCGAUUUGCCACACUACAGUAUGUGAACGGUGAACAUUUCUCCCCGGCAGUCACUGCUUUAUUUUAUUCUAUUACCCCAUAGUGUGAUCUAGCUAGCCAAAAUGUUAGGCCAGUGACUGCUUUUACUUCUCUAGAUGCUGAUAUCUGGUUUAGUGCUGCUUUCUUUUUUUUUUUUUUUUUUCUCUUUCUUUUAUCUUGUGUCCCUUAAAAUUGUGAAUGUUUUCCGAAUGUGUGUUCCAAGUGUUGAAGUGAGCAGAAGUCGCCUCUCCUACCGUCCACACCUCACACUGCUGCAGUGGAAUUCAGAGGAUAAUCAGGAAUUCACGGUGCAAUGUUACUGUACAAAUUGUUUAUGAAAAAUAAACUUUACAGAACUUGU
This is a messenger RNA of Bufo gargarizans (Asiatic toad), 3221 nucleotides long. It is a transcript of the gene TSPAN17, whose product is annotated as tetraspanin 17. Gene Ontology annotation, cellular component: membrane. The transcript is spliced from 8 exons. Lineage: Eukaryota; Metazoa; Chordata; Amphibia; Anura; Bufonidae. Bases 243 to 1055 code for a protein of 270 amino acids. The record is from RefSeq and is a predicted model, not a curated record. Gene Ontology annotation, biological process: regulation of vascular endothelial growth factor signaling pathway; protein localization to plasma membrane; protein maturation.